Trametes versicolor FP-101664 SS1 is the source of this 1020-nucleotide messenger RNA. RefSeq lists its product as uncharacterized. The record is from RefSeq and is a predicted model, not a curated record. Lineage: Eukaryota; Fungi; Basidiomycota; Agaricomycetes; Polyporales; Polyporaceae. The transcript has 3 exons. Bases 1 to 1020 code for a protein of 339 amino acids.
AUGGCGAACGCACGGAGGAGCGCCAACCGCUUCGUCUCAAUCGACGCGCAGGAUUCUGAGAUCGUAUACGACAACACAUGGACGAACGGCAAGAUGGGCUCGGAACCAGUGAAGACCACUCUCUCGCCGCACGGCAAUUCUACCGCGUCCUAUACUUUCAAUGGCAUUGCCAUCUAUCUUUACGGCUACAUCGGGCCCGUUGCCCCACCCGAACCAAACAUCAUCUGCUACGUCGACGAAGUGCCCGCACCACAGACCCCCGCACGGCUCGUCGGCAGCGAGGACGGCAUCAAACUCUGGGCGUCCAGGCCGCUCUGCUGGCAGGAUCAGCUCACGGACGGGAACCACACGUUCAAACUCGUCGUCGACAGUGCGACGGAGGCCUACCCGUUCAUGCUCGACUGGCUGCAGUUCCGGAUCUCGAGCCAGCAAUACGAGAAUCUUGCGGGGAACCUGGAGGCGAACGCGACCGCGAGUGCCAGUGUCUCUUCGAGCGCGACUUCGUCAAGUUCAGCGUCGAGCGCGUCAGGCACUGCAACUGCUGCGGCAUCGGAUUUGCAAGGCACGUCCGUGGCACCGAUUGUGGGCGGGGUGCUUGGGGCGGUUCUGGGGCUCGGGUUGAUGGCGCUAGGCAUAUACCUUGUGGUCAGGCGGAGGAGACAGGCAUACUCGAAGUUGGUCGAUGCUGAUAUGCACCAGUCCGAAGCGGACAGGAUCAUACCCUUCACGGCUCCCGGUCGCCGACCAUCCGCUCAAACGGCAAGUUCGUCCACGGCAGUCGAGGAAUCGGAAGCGGCUUUCGAGGGCCAGGGUGGGGCGUCCACUGUUGCUGCAACUUACAAUCCCUCUCCUGCCCCGUCUACGGAAAGCACAGCACCCCCACGGGUCAGGAAGAGCGUUACAGCCGGUUUGUUGAACGCGCUGGGACGGGCGAGGCAGAGAACAGACCCAGAAAGUACGAUGUCAGAAGUCCCCUCGGAAGCUCCGCCUUUGUAUUCUCCGGGUCCUUCCAGGCUUUGA